GCACACAUACACACAGUGGAUAUACACAAACAAGACUCCUCUCAUGCUCUCACUCUCUUUUCCCCAAUUUCUGAACUAACACAAAAUGUCAUCAAAGGGCAAAGCAAUCGCCGACCCCAAAGGCAAGCGGAAGAUCGACGACGACAAAACUGGAGGCCGGAAUAAGAAGCGCUCCGGCGUGCUUCAGUUCUUCGAAGACUCUGCUCGUGAAGCUGAUGAGAGCGAUGAUAGUUUGGAUAGCCUCUUCGGUGACGACGAGGAUGGUGAUUUUCUGGAAGAUAUAUUUGAUGAGGAAGCUAAUGUCAGUGCUGAACAGCAAAGAAAUGUCGCCCUUCGUGUAAAGGAGGAAGAGAUGACUGAGGAAGAACAUGAAAAAAUGCUGGAAAAAAUGGUCCAAGAACGUUACAAACCAGGUUCUAGUUUCGUUACAUAUGCAGAAGAUAGAGUUGACUCCCAAAGAUCUACUGAACGGAGUACAGUGACUUCUUGUGAUCCUAUAAUGUGGAAAGUUAAAUGCAUGGUUGGUCGCGAGAGGCAUUCUACUAUCUGCCUUAUGCAGAAGUAUGUUGAUCUUCAGUCCAUGGGGAAAAAACCGCAGAUAAUUACUGCUUUUGCAGCUGAACAUGUAAAGGGUGCUAUAUUUAUUGAAGCUUACAAGAAAAAUGAUAUAUAUGAGGCUUGUAAUGGGCUUUGUAGUAUUUAUCCAAGUCGAGUGGCUGCUGUUAAACCAGGUGAAAUUUCUAAUUUGCUUACUGUCAGAAGCAAGCCCUGCAACAUUACCUUGGGCACCUUUGCCCGCGUUAAGAGUGGGAAGUACAAGGGGGACCUUGCUCAGGUUGUGGCUGUGAAUGAAUCAAAGAGAAAAGCUACUGUGAAGCUGAUUCCAAGAAUAGAUCUACAAGCUUUGGCGGCAAAAUUUGGUGGAGGAGUCGCCGCCAAGAAAACUGCUGGCCCUGCCCCACCCCCUAGAUUGAUCAGCUCUAGUGAACUUGAGGAGUUCCGACCUCUCAUUCAGUCUAGGUGUGACCGUGAUAGCAAUACAUUCUAUGAGGUUCUGGAUGGCAUGUUGCUAAAGGAUGGCUAUUUAUACAAAAAAGUCCGUAUUGAUUCUUUGAGCUUGUAUGGUGUACUGCCGUCUGAGGAUGAGCUCCUAAAAUUCGAGUCUUCCAGGAAUGAGGAAUCUAAUGAUGUGGAGUGGCUCUCUGAGCUUUAUGGUGAACAAAAGAAAAAUAUUACCAGAAGAAAUGAUAAAGCUGGUGGAAAAGGAGAGGGUUCAUCGUCCUCAAAUUUGGAUAGUGAUUUAGAAGUACAUGAUAUGGUUUUUUUCAGCCGGACUGGUUUUGGUGUUAUUGUAGGCAUGGAGAAGGAUGACAGCUUUAAGGUCCUGAAGGAGGGUUCAGAAGGGCAAGUAAUUGUGAAUGUUAAACGUCGGGAACUGAAGAAGGCAUCCUUUGAUAAUAAAUUUACUACAUGGGACCGUCACAAGAAGAUUAUAUCAAUAAAUGACUCCGUCCGGAUUUUGGAAGGUCAACUAGAGGGAAGGCAAGGUGUCGUUAAGCAAAUUUACAGAGGAACAGUCUUCAUUUAUAAUGAGUCUGAACAGGAAAAUAGUGGUUAUUACUGUUGUAAAUCUCAAAACUGCGAGAAAUUUAAACUUCUUGGUGAUGCAUGUAAAGAGAAGGGUGGUGCACAAGCAUCCUCGAGCUUUGAUGAUUGCCCAUCAUCUCCAAAAUCACCUCUCUCCCCCAAAAAGCCAUGGCAAGAAAGGGAUAGUACCUUAAACCAGGGUGGCAAAGAUGAAUUAUUCUCUGUUGGUCAGUCAUUAAGAAUCCGGAUAGGCCCUUUGAAGGGAUAUCUCUGUCGUGUCUUGGCCCUAAGAAGGUCAGAUGUUACGGUGAAGCUGGAUUCUCAGCACAAGAUACUUACAGUUAAAGCUGAGCACCUCGUUGCAGUUCGUGAAAAGGGUGUUCUGACCGGUGAUGGCUUGGAGUCUAAACCUUUUGAUUUGCUUGGAACUCAAGAAGACGGCCCUGGAGGUUGGAUGGAUGGGGCAGGGACAUCAGCAGAUGUUCAGGGUUGGGGUACUGGUGGCCAGACUACUGAGAGUAACUCUUGGGGUGCUUUCCCUUCAAGCAUCGCGCCUAAUCCUGAAACAGGAUCAUUGGAUCCUCUAAACUCGAUGGAUAUUGAUUCAAAAAAAGAUGAGGGGGCAACAUGGGAGACAAAAUUGGCACCAACUCAGAGUUCAUCAUGGGGAGCGCCUGCAACUCGCGAAACAGCUCUCGCUACUACUGAGCAAGUUGGUGGUUGGGGAGGAAGUGAUGGUGGCUGGAGUAAAGCGGCUUCUGAUACUGUCGGUGGCAGCAAUACUUCUGAUAGCUGGGGUAGGGCAAAAUUACCCGGCGAUGAUCAGGCUGGCCAAUCAACUGAUGCCUGGGGGGCAGCAAAAGAUAAAUCUACCAGUACAUGUGAUCCCUCUGCAUCUUCUUGGGGAAAGAGUACUGAUCCAACUAAUAACCAGGAUGCUGGAUGGGGCAAGUCUGAGGGAACAUGGGGUAAAGAAAAUAAUGCGAGUGAUAAUACAACUAGUGCCUGGGGCAGUGCAAAUGUAAAGAAUCAAGUGGAUUCCUGGGGUAAAGGUAAAGAUGGUGAAGAUGGUCCUAGUGAAGGCAGAUCUUCUUGGAAUACAUCCACCACUGUGGCAGAUAAAGGAACUGGGGGUUGGGGUAGUGGUAAUGGAGGUGGAUUUGAUGGCAGUGGUGGUGGAAGGGGUGGUGGACGUGGUGGGAAUGGUGGAAGGGGCGGUGCUGGUGGCAAUUCAUGUUACAAGUGUGGGGAGUCUGGGCAUAUGGCUCGGGAGUGUAGUCAGGGGGGCGGCGGCGGCAAUGCUUGCUAUAAGUGCGGGGAAUCUGGGCACAUUGCUCGGGAGUGUAGUCAGGGAGGUGGUGGGGGCAGUAAUGCUUGCUACAAGUGUGGGGAAACUGGGCACAUGGCUAGAGAGUGUACUCAGGGCGGCGGCAGCGGGGGUGGUAAUGCUUGCUACAAGUGUGGGGAAACUGGCCACAUGGCUAGAGAGUGUACUCAGGGGGGCGGCGGCGGUGGAAGUAGAGGUGGAAAUGCAUGUUACAAGUGUGGGGAGACUGGUCACAUGGCUAGGGAGUGCACUCAGGGUGGCAACAAAGGAGGAAAUGCUUGUUUCAAGUGUGGGGAGACGGGACACAUGGCUAGGGAGUGUAGUCAGGGUGGCGGCAGUGGUGCUGGAAACAAUGUCAGAAGCUCUUGGAGUCAUUCAAACAAAGAUGUAGGAGAGACCGCGUGGUCGACGAAAUCUGAUACUAAUCAGAAUUCAACCUGGGGUGCAAAUUUAGCUGAUGAUGCUACUGGAAGCUGGGGUGCAUCUGCACCGGAGAAAGAAAGCAGGGGAUGGUCAAGCAAAGCUGUCCAGACUACAUCGACUGAUGCUCCUGUUUCAGAAACUGGCGGGUGGGGUAGCUCUUGGAAUAAAACCUCUGAUACCUCUAAAGAUGGAGGGUCCAGCUGGGGAACCGCUUCAUCUGAAAAAGAAAAAGAACGCGGGGGCUGGUCAAGUAAAGCAAGUUGGAAUAUGUCUACUCCAACACCUGAUAAAGAAAUCGGCGGCUGGGAUACUGCAGGUAAUGAUGGUCGUGCUAGUGGGCGAGGAGGCGCUGCUGGUAAUGCCUGCUACAAGUGUGGAGAGAGUGGACACAUGGCUAGGGAGUGUCCUCAGGGUGGCAGCAGAGGAGGCAAUGCUUGUUACAAGUGUGGGGAGUCUGGUCAUAUUUCUAGGGAGUGUCCUCAAGGUGGCAGCAGAGGAGGCAGUGCUUGUUACAAGUGUGGGGAGUCAGGUCAUAUGUCCAGGGAGUGUCCUCAAGGUGGCAGCAAAGCAGGAAAUGCUUGUUUUAAGUGUGGGGAGACGGGUCAUAUGGCAAGAGAAUGUAGUCAGGGUGGUGGCAGUUCUUGUUACAAAUGUGGGGAGACUGGUCAUAUGUCUCGGGAAUGUAGCAAGGCUGGUGGCAGUGGAAAUAAUUGUUUCAAGUGUGGUGAGAGUGGUCACCAGGCUAGGGAUUGUACUCAGGGUGGUGGUGGAGGUUAUAGUACAAGCUCAUGGUCUGCUAAAAACUCGACACAGCUAGAGACCAGUCGUCUCAACUUUGAGAAAGAUGUAGGCUCUGCUGCCUGGGGGAGUGCAGCGGUUCCAAAAUCAUCAUGGGGUGCAGCCAAAGCUGAUGACGGUGCUCUUGCUAGUGAAAAUGUUGGGGGCUGGGGAAAUACUGAUAGUGGAAGGAACCAGUCUACUCCUGCUAUUAACGAUAGCACUGUUUCUGAUUCCUGGGGUGAUUCUAAAAGUGAGAAAGUCACUGGUGGAUGGGGUAGUGCUGCUGAACCUGGGAAGCCUACAAGCAACUGGAGCACUGGUACAGAAGGGAAGAAUCAAUCAGUUUCAUGGGGAGGUACUGCAGACAACGGGAACAGUAAAGAAAUAUCUGAUAGAAGCAUGUCUGCUUGGAACACAUCAGGAGGAAAAGAUACUGGGGGUUGGAAUACAUCUGGCGAAAAACAAACUGGGGGAUGGGGUGCUGCUGGUGGGAGUAACGCAGGUGAAGGUGGAUUUAGUGGCGGUCAGGGGUUUGGUGGUCGUGCUAGCAGUGGAAAUGCUUGCUACAAGUGUGGAGAGUCUGGGCACUUUGCCAGAGAAUGUAGUCAGGGAGGUGGGGGUCGUGGUGGUGGAAGGUCUGGUGGCCGUGGUGGUGGAAGUGGUUGUUAUAAAUGUGGACAGGAAGGGCACUUUGCCCGAGAAUGCCCUAGCUCGAAUAAUUGAACUUUUUAGCACUAUGGUGAAUUUCUCUUAAAACUUGGUAACUUUCUUCUUUUGAGGUUUUCUUGCUUUGUCACUUACAUUGAAGUCUGUUUUUGAUGGUGAACUUCUGUCCUCUGAGGACCUUCUAGAGUGGUAGCUGGCAAGUUCUUGAAUGUUUUGCUUUUAAGUUCCUAAAACUUAGAUUUAGUAAUUUUUUUGUUCCUGAUUCUAAUGUUCCAUGUAUGAAUCUAUGGAGCUCCUUUUCUUCA
Messenger RNA from Daucus carota subsp. sativus, 5088 nucleotides. Its product is annotated as protein RNA-directed DNA methylation 3. The record is from RefSeq and is a predicted model, not a curated record. Lineage: Eukaryota; Viridiplantae; Streptophyta; Magnoliopsida; Apiales; Apiaceae. Gene Ontology annotation, cellular component: DSIF complex. Gene Ontology annotation, biological process: transcription elongation by RNA polymerase II; regulation of DNA-templated transcription elongation; regulation of transcription by RNA polymerase II. Bases 86 to 4840 code for a protein of 1584 amino acids. The transcript has 21 exons. Gene Ontology annotation, molecular function: zinc ion binding; mRNA binding.